Molecule: messenger RNA, 1305 nt
Organism: Fraxinus pennsylvanica
Lineage: Eukaryota; Viridiplantae; Streptophyta; Magnoliopsida; Lamiales; Oleaceae
Source: the annotation of a GenBank genome assembly
AUGGCAACUUGGUAUCUGACUCGGUCUAUAUUCACCACCACCAGACAAACCCUAACAGCCAGCCUCUCUCGAUCCUACGCCGCCGUCUCAUCUGCUGCACCACCGCACUCCUCCUUUGUCCUCCGGCUUCGUCCUCUCUUUGCAGCGGCGUCCACUUCCCACUUCCGCCUAUUGUCUCCGGUGUUCUCCUCUAGAGGAUUCGCAACCCGCCCUACCUCGUCUUCACUCAGUGAUCCAAAUCCCAACUGGUCGAACCGUCCCCCGAAAGAGACUAUUCUGCUCGAUGGGUGUGACUUUGAGCACUGGCUCGUUGUCAUGGAAAAGCCGGAGGGAGAACCCACUCGAGAUGAAAUCAUUGACAGCUACAUCAAAACCCUAGCCACGGUCGUUGGAAGUGAGGAAGAAGCAAGAAUGAAAAUUUAUUCGGUCUCUACUCGUCAUUACUUUGCAUUUGGAGCCCUUGUGAGUGAGGAGUUGUCCUACAAGUUGAAGGAAUUGCCCAGAGUUAGAUGGGUGCUUCCUGAUUCCUACUUGGAUGUCAAGAACAAGGAUUAUGGAGGGGAACCAUUUAUAAAUGGGCAGGCUGUGCCAUAUGAUCCUAAAUACCAUGAGGAGUGGGUGAGAAACAAUGCUCGGGCAAAUGAGAGAAAUAGGCGCAAUGAUAGACCUCGUAACUUUGAUAGAUCGAGAAAUUUUGAGAGAAGAAGGGAUAUGCAGAUGGCUAAUCAGAACUCUGGAGCCAAUAUGGGUGGUCCAGCUGGUCGCAUGGGAAGCCCACCAAACACGGGUGCACCACCUAAUAUGGGAGGAAUGCAGCAGCCACCCAACCACCCGGGAGGUAUGCAGCAGCUGCCCAACCAACCGGGAGGAAUACAGCAGCAGCAGCCCAACAUGGGUGGACCACCAAAUAAUAUGGGUAGUUACCCCCCAAAUAACAUGGGAGGAGUGCCCAACAAUGCAACAAAUUACCAGUACCACUACAGGAAUGGACCAAACACUGGAGGAAUGCCUCAUCAAUCAGGUCCAGGGCAAAAUCAAGGCAGCUAUGGUCCAAAUGUGGGAUCUGCUCCAGGACACAAUCAGAGCGGCUAUGGUCCAAAUGUGGGAACUGCUCCUGGACACAAUCAGAGCGGCUAUGGUCCAAGCAUGGGAUCGGUUCCUGGACAAAAUCAGAACACCUAUAGUCCAAGUAUGGGAUCUGGUCCAGGACAAAACCAGAACUAUGUUCCAAAUUUUGGUGCCGGCAACCCUCACCAAAACCAGAAUAUACCUGGAAGAGACGUGCCCCCACGCCCAGAUAAUUGA